Messenger RNA from Triticum turgidum subsp. durum (durum wheat), 1824 nucleotides. The record is from the annotation of a GenBank genome assembly. Lineage: Eukaryota; Viridiplantae; Streptophyta; Magnoliopsida; Poales; Poaceae.
AUGGCCGACGGCGGCGAGGAGGGGAAUGUGGCGGCGCCCAGGGGCUUCUCGCGGCGGAGGGGCGCCGUGCGGGCCAGCCUCGACGCCGACGAGCUCAUGGCGCUCAUGCACGGCUCGGAUCCCGUCCGGGUCGAGCUCACCCGCCUCGAGAACGAGCUCAGGGACAAGGAGCGGGAGCUCGGGGAGGCGCACACGGAGAUACGCGCGCUGCGGCUGUCCGAGAGGGCGCGGGAGAAGGCCGUGGAGGAGCUUACAGAUGAGCUGGAGAGGAUGGACGAGAAGCUCAAGUUGACAGAAUAUCACCUAGAUAACAAAAAUCUAGAAGUCAAGAAGAUAAAUGACGAGAAAAAGGCUGCAAUGGCUGCUCAGUUUGCGGCAGAAGCUACUUUGCGAAGAGUGCAUGCAGCUCAAAAGGAUGAUGACAUGCCGCCAAUUGAAGCCAUUCUUGCCCCACUUGAAGCAGAGCUAAAGCUAUCUCGGCAAGAGAUUGCAAAGCUCCAGGAGGAUAAUAGAGCCUUGGAUCGACUAACAAAACAAAAAGAGGCAGCACUACUGGAAGCAGAAAGGACUGUGCAAAUAGCAAUGGCAAAAGCUGCUAUGGUUGAUGACUUGCAAAACAAGAACCAAGAUUUGAUGAAGCAAAUUGAGAUCUGUCAUGAAGAAAAUAAGAUAUUGGAUAAGUUGCAUCGCCAAAAGGUUGCAGAAGUUGAAAAGCUUAGUCAAACUGUGAGGGAGCUGGAAGAGUCUGUUCUUGCAGGUGGUGCAGCUGCCAAUGCUGUUAGAGAUUACCAGCGCAAAGUGCAGGAGAUGAAUGACGAAAGAAAAACACUUGACCGUGAACUUGCUCGUGCGAAAGUUACAGCAAAUAGGGUUGCUGUGGUGGUAGCAAAUGAGUGGAAAGAUUCUAAUGAUAAAGUGAUGCCAGUUAAACAGUGGCUUGAAGAGCGCAGAUUCAUGCAGGGUGAAAUGCAACAACUUCGUGAUAAGCUUGCUGUUGCAGAACGAACAGCACGGUCUGAAGCUCAACUUAAGGAAAAAUACCAGUUGCGCCUGAAAGUUUUGGAAGAUGGACUGCGAGGGCCACCAAGUGGCUCUAGUCGACCGCCUACUGAAGGGAAGAGUUUCAGCAACGGUCCUUCCCGUCGGUUAUCACUCGGCGGAGCAGAUAAUGUGUCUAAAGUCUCACCAAAUGGCUUAUUAACAAGGAGAUCUCCAUCUUUCCAUUCAAGAUCCUCUCUUUCUUCUAGCAGCAGCUUGAUACUAAAACACGCUAAAGGAACUUCAAAGUCAUUUGAUGGUGGAACUAGGUCACAAGACAGGGGAAAGGUCCAUGGGAAUGGAUCACAUUUACUUAACAAAUCUACAGAUGCAGUUAAAGAUCGUGAAGCGAAUGAUGGUUGGAAAGGGACUGUGGAUGAGGGAACUAAUGAAAGUCCAAAUAGCAAUGCAGAUCAGAGAAGUAAUGAAACCACAAAUAGCAACUCAAUUGAAAUGGUCUCUGGUUUCCUGUAUAAUAUGUUGCAGAAGGAGGUGGUAUCUUUGAGGAAAGCAUGCCAUGAAAAAGAUCAAAGUCUAAAGGACAAAGAUGAUGCCAUUGAAAUGUUAGCAAAGAAAGUUGAUACCUUAACCAAAGCCAUGGAAGUGGAGGCUAAAAAGAUGAGGCGAGAGGUUGCUGCCAUGGAGAAAGAAGUUGCAGCUAUGCGUGUCGAUAAGGACCAAGAAAUCAAAGCCAGGCGGCUUGGUAACUCAAAAGGGUCUGGGAGUUCUCAACUGCUUCCUGGAAGAAGCGCAACACGAAGUGGGUUGGCACGCAACUUCCAAUGA